AUGGCACCUAAGCGUAAGGCCACCUACUCCACCAAGGGAAAGGGGCAGGCAACUCGUGGCCAGGGGACUGGGAGCAGCAGGGACACCGAAGGGAAUGUCAAUCGCCUUCCUGAUCCUGGAACCGACUCUGACGAAUUUGAACCCGAAGCUCAUACUACAUCCGACUCUGAUGGAGAGUCGAUCCAUGAGGCGACUGCCACCACGGAAACCGGCAAAUUGCGGGCUAUUCCAUGCAUCCCAUGCUUGAAGCGCAUGAUCAAGGUGCCCUCCAACGGGCGCCCUGAGCCAUGCCUCUUAAGAAAAGGCGGGAAUUUCACAGCCUGUAAAGCGUGUGCUGAGAAAGGUUUGGGGUGCAAAGGUCUCGGAGAAUAUGUCGAUCAGCCCCUUGAACAAUGGGAUGACCACAAACGUGAUGAAUUUGUCAUAAGCUUCACAAAUUUGGCGAUGAGAGUGAGACGUGCUGCCCAGCAAAUUCUGAAGAACCAGGAAGUUGGAGAAGACUGGGAGAAGCUGACCCAGAAAGUCCAGAAAUAUGUCGACAAGGUCGAAGCAGAAAAGGCAAAGCAAGAGGCUCACAAACAGAAAGCCAAAUACGACAAACUCCGCGAGGAACUCGAAGAAGCAAAGGCGGAGCUGAAAAGCAUCCGGGACUGGAUCGACGCGAGCCCCAAGUUGUUUGUUCCAAAGAGUGUCAGUGAUGAGUGGUUCGUUCGGUUUGCAGCUGGUGCUAAGCUUCUUGGGGAGAUGUACCCCGAGGAGCUCCAAGAGAGGGUGAAUGAGAUUAGAGAAGACCUGGAAGCGGGUGAUGCAGGCACUGAUGAUGGUGAUGCUGCGGACGAGGAAGAUGAUGAUGGCGGAAUGAUGGUGGAAUAA
Messenger RNA from Fusarium fujikuroi IMI 58289, 873 nucleotides. RefSeq lists its product as uncharacterized. Bases 1 to 873 code for a protein of 290 amino acids. The record is from RefSeq and is a predicted model, not a curated record. NCBI's taxonomy places the organism in Eukaryota, Fungi, Ascomycota, Sordariomycetes, Hypocreales, Nectriaceae. The transcript has 6 exons.